UGUUUUAUGAAGACCAAAUUACUCAUUCAUUUUCCAGAUUCCCACUCGUUCUGCUACUACUCAUCCUCUCCUCAAACACUUCUUUACUCUGUAACCAAAUAAUCUCCAUUGCUGAUGAAUUCCUGAGAUAUUCAUGUUUUAUGCCAAUUAAUUUUUCCUUGUUCAAAUGUUCAUUCAUCCAUCAAGCUCAAACUAAAUUGGAAUCGCAUACUUCUAACGGUAGCUCGUACUGGGUUUCGGAAAAUUCAUCGAUUUUGUAGGUUAACUUGAAGUCGCCGGAAUCAAUAUUUCAGGAAACGCUGUAAAACUCGUAACACCAAUCAUGAAGCGAAGGAGAUCCUUUUCUUCUCCUGGUUCUGCUGUUAAGUGCACAGCUCCCUCAACCCCUCCAACUCCGCGCAAUGUGGACACCACCCAGUUUGCUAAAACCAAAACAAACCUUAACUCAGAAACUUUGUCUCACUCUUCAAAUAGACCGCCUAAGAGAUCUUUGUCUCGAAUUCUGAAAAUCCAAAACUUGCCAACUGAUAAAUGGGUGCCCCUUGAUUUGGGGAAACGAGAGCUGUCUUUGCCCCUGACUUUUCCAACUGGACAGACCUUCAGGUGGAAGAAAACAGGGACACUACAAUACACUGGAGUUGUCAAGUCUCAUUUGGUGUCCUUGAAGCACCUUGAAAAUGGUGAUGUCGCUUACCAAUUUCAUCCACUUACCUGUUCUACUUCCAACUUCACUGAGGAGGAGGAUGCUAAGCUAGCUUUGCUUGAUUUUCUCAAUGGGUAUUCGUCUGCUGAUUUGUGGGAGAGUUUUGCAGCCUCCGAUCAGAGGUUUUCUGAGCUAGCACCCCAUUUAGCUGGUGCCCGUGUGCUUAGGCAGGAUCCUUUGGAGUGCCUCAUUCAGUUUUUGUGUUCGUCUAAUAAUAACAUUCAAAGGAUCACUCGAAUGGUUGACUACAUUUCUUCUUUAGGUCAUCAUUUGGGGAGUGUUGAGGGGUUUCAAUUUUAUCAAUUUCCAUCAUUGGAGCGGUUGGCCAUGAUCUCUGAAGAGGAGCUAAGGGAGGCUGGCUUUGGUUAUAGAGCAAAAUAUAUAGUUGGCACAAUAAAAGCCCUGCAAUUGAAGCCUGGUGGUGGUGUUGAGUGGCUUUCUUCUUUGCGUGAAUUGGACCUUAAUGAAGUCAUAAAUGAACUCUCCACUUUUCCCGGUGUGGGUCCAAAGGUGGCAUCAUGUAUAGCUCUCUUCUCCCUGGAUCAACAUCAUGCAGUUCCAGUUGACACUCAUGUCUGGAAGGUUGCUACAAGGUACCUUAUGCCUGAGCUUGCAGGUGUCCGUAUUACAUCAAAGAUGUGCAGCAGUGUGGCUGAAGCAUUUGUUGCAAAGUAUGGGAAAUAUGCUGGCUGGGCACAAACCCUACUUUUUGUCUCUGAGUUGCCCUCUCAAAAGGCUAUCAUACCAUCAGAAGUUUGCAAUAUGAAAGAGAAUAAUCUGUUAGACAAAAAAGUUUUUUAGUGAAAAUGAAGACGUGUGUGUAGCCAAGUUGUGAAUAUAGGAGAUUUGAGUCGUAGAACAAAUGAUACUUUGCCUUCUGAUCCAUGGGCUGGUCUCUUUGCUGGGUCUCGUCUUGCUACUAAAGCUACUUCUCUGGACUUUGUUGCCCCCAUGGUCAAGAAAGGGGGGAAGAUUGCUCAACUUCAAAACGAGGAUUUGGAAGCUAUGUCCAGCAAGUGGGUUACAUAAAUGGUAAUGUAUAUUGUUGGUGAGAUUUCUACGAUUGCAUCUAUUAAACGUUUCAUUGCAAUUGGAAUUAUGUAGCUCAACCUGAAAUAUUCUUGCAAAAUCAUUCUUUACACAAAGACAUCAGACUUCUGCACCAGUAAGAGGCUUUUUUUGGCAAUUCUGCCUCUUUC
Molecule: messenger RNA, 1902 nt
Organism: Chenopodium quinoa (quinoa)
Lineage: Eukaryota; Viridiplantae; Streptophyta; Magnoliopsida; Caryophyllales; Amaranthaceae
Product: N-glycosylase/DNA lyase OGG1-like
Biological process (GO): base-excision repair; base-excision repair, AP site formation; nucleotide-excision repair
Cellular component (GO): nucleus
Molecular function (GO): damaged DNA binding; 8-oxo-7,8-dihydroguanine DNA N-glycosylase activity
Source: RefSeq, a predicted model, not a curated record